AGUCCGCUAUUUCGUUUCUUAGCUUUUCCUUUCUUUAUCUACUUACUAUUAAAACUACUACUACUAUUAUAACUAUAUAAUAUCUGUUCAUUAAGGAGACAUGAACUCGUUAUUAUCUUAUCAUUAUCCUCAAGUUCAACCUCAGUACUCAGCCGUGGGCACCACCUCGGCCAACCUGGCCGGCCGCACUAACAAUCUUAGUAAUCCAACUGGACCAACUACCUUUAACGCGAACAAUACAAAACUUCCUUCCAUUCACUCGUUGGCGUUACCCACUAACGUCAUAACAUCUUCACAUCCACAACCUCAACAGGCAGCUCCAUCGGCCGUCGUUUUGCCGCCAUUAUUAUCGUCCAGAUUAUCACCACCAACCAUCAGUGCAAACGGUUCCGCAUCAUAUUCACUGCUGUACACGACCUCCACCACUCCAAAUUCUACUAGUAACUUAGCAACGAAUAGUUUUAAUGGUACAGCCUCUAUUGCCACCGCCACCUCAUCUAUAGUCAGCAAUCCUUCCAUCAGUCCUGUAGGGUCGCCAAGCUACCAGCUCAACUCGUCAUCAUCUCCUUCAUUUGUUAAAUCCGAGCCUACUAGCCAUACCCGAAUCCCUAGUCCUUUAUCAUCAUCGGUUUCUAACCUUUCAUCAAACGAUGACUCGGACAGUAAUUCUAAUGAGGCUGUGAAUACCAGCUUUGAAGGUUCGGAUGAUAAUGAAAAUUCUGCUGGCAAGAAAUGGAAGCCUAGAAAGAAGAGACAAUGUCCCGAAUGUAAAUUAUUCUUUUCCAACUUGGCAACUCAUAAGUCCACUCAUUUGAAGCCAACUUCCAGACCUCAUAUCUGCAAAUACUGUAACCGAGGCUUUGCUCGUUCGAACGAUUUGUUCCGUCAUAUCAAAUGUCAUUGGAAAGAGAUCGGUAGCGAUAAGGGACAAUUUAAGUGUCCAUUUAAGCAUAUGGAAGUUAGUGCUGAAUCUACCACAGAUGAUAACUGUUGUCACCAAACGGGAAUCUUUUCUAGAUGUGACACAUUCAAGAACCAUUUGAAGGCAAUCCAUUUCCAAUACCCUAAUGGCACCAAAAAGGAUCAAAGAACUAAAGUUGCCGGUAAAUGUAGAAUGUGUCAGACGGAGUUUAAGAAUGUAGACGACUGGCUUUCUAACCACAUCGAGAAGAACCAGUGCCCAUUCACUGUGAAUAUGUUAGCCAAGGAAUAAAGGUCGCAUCAUCAUCAACAUCAUUAUUAUUUUAUUAUUUUUAUCAUUGCUCAUUACUAAAAGGUCACUAUUUAUGGAUUCAGGUGUUAAAUUAUUACUAUUACUAUUACAUUUUUAUGAUUACUCUACUGCUACCACUGGUACACUAUAGACUUUUUUUAUACUCCUUCAUUUCUCUACAGUUUCGACUGUCUUUGUAUAUAUAGUUGCUUUCUUUCUUUGCUUAAUAAAAGUUUCAUGGUCUUCGAAUUGCGCAGCCUCC
Scheffersomyces amazonensis is the source of this 1475-nucleotide messenger RNA. RefSeq names its product Stp4p (gene STP4). Lineage: Eukaryota; Fungi; Ascomycota; Pichiomycetes; Serinales; Debaryomycetaceae. Bases 101 to 1213 code for a protein of 370 amino acids. Gene Ontology annotation, cellular component: nucleus. The transcript has a single exon. Gene Ontology annotation, molecular function: RNA polymerase II cis-regulatory region sequence-specific DNA binding; DNA-binding transcription factor activity, RNA polymerase II-specific. Gene Ontology annotation, biological process: regulation of transcription by RNA polymerase II. The record is from RefSeq and is a predicted model, not a curated record.